CCCAAAAAAACACCCACACACACACACAAAAAAAAAGAAAAAAGUACCAUGGGUGGAAAUUACAGUGAAUGUGGCUUUUGUCGAACCUCAACCUCAAUGUCCAAUCCUCUCAUCUUUUCCUUUGACACCCCUUCCAUGUCCGCCCUUCUCAAACCCUAACACUCUACUUUCUCUCUCCUCGGGAACCCAUCUCAUCCUCAGUUAUCGUCCUCGGCACAAAUUUAAAUGCAAUUUCUUUAAAAAUCGACAAUUGGUGUAAAAUGCUACACUGUUGAAUGUUUUAACAUUGGUGGCAAUGGCGGCUGAUCAGCGUAAAAGGCGAUUGAGUUCUAAUACUGCGGCGUUUGGUUAUGGAUUUCAAGAGCAGUAUAAUAAGGCGAAAAAGAGGGAUUUGAGAUCGCCUAAAUAUGAUUUUAAUUGUAAUACUCAUGUAUCUCUUAAAUGGGAUGAUAAUGGGAAGAAGGUUGUUGCUAAAGAGGAUCAAAUUGGGAUUUCUUGGAGACAUCUAGCUCCUUUUAAUCCUUCUGCUCCUUGUAGUAAUGCUAAGUUGGCCGAUGUUGUGACCGUUCCGAAGGAUGUCUUUGAGUUGAAUGAUUUGGCUGAUGUUCUUUCUUAUGAGGUUUGGCAAUCUGUUUUAACAGAAAAGGAGAGAAAUUUCCUUGUGCAGUUUCUUCCUCCUGGACCUGGAGCGGAUGGAGUUGUACAAGCUUUGUUUACUGGUGACAACUUCUGUUUUGGGAACCCUUUUCUCAAAUGGGGCUCUUCGCUUUGCUCUGGUGAUCUUCACCCUGAUACAAUUCUUCAACAUGAGAAGUCCUUUAAGACUAAUAAAAAAGCAUACUAUUCCGAGAUUCAACAAUAUCAUGACAACAUGAUAAGGAAUUUGCAGAACUUGAAGCAGAGAUGUGCAAGCUCAAAGGAUCCUGAAGCUGAAAUUCAACAGAUCAUGUCUAGCAGAUCACGAAGGCAUGAGAAGAUUAUUCUGUCUGAUGCAAACGGACACAAAUGUCACAAACCCGGUGAGAAUGUUGCUGCUAUGUCUGAAUCUUUGUCUUCAAUGGCAGAUGAGAAAUUAUACUAUAGUGACAACCAAAAGCUGUCUGUCAUUAGAGAUGCUGAGAUCCAGAAGAGGAUACGCAAUCAGGACCUUAAGGACAAACAUGAGAAGUCGAUGGUGCCUCCUAAUGGCUCUAAGGUUUCAUCAAAACCUAAGAAAGCAGAAAAAAUGCAGAAGCCCAACAUAACCCCUAAUGAUGGUGCCAAAUAUAUGUCUUACGUGAAGAUUAGCAAGAAGCAGCAUGAACUUGUUAAGAGUAUGAAGCAAUCUGGCUCAAGUAUUCAAUCUAAGGCUCUUACUCGUUUGCUAGGUGGCCUUGAUAGUUCCAAUGUUAAACCGUAUGAGAUGUUUGUGGAAGAAGAGCAGAAGAGAAUCCAUCAGUAUUGGUUGAAUCUGGGGAACAAAGAUCUUCCAACUGCUUUACAAAACUGGAGAAAGAAGCAAUUGGAGAAGCAACAAAUUAUGGAUUCUUUAUGUCAAGAAAUCAGAGAGAAAAUGGGGGUUCAGUCAAAGGACGAUAAUUUGGUCAAUCCUUAUGAUGAGGAUCCUACUCAUGAUGAGGAUGGGGAAGCAUUUCACGAGACUUCAGAUGACCACCAAGAUGAUGAUUCGGCGGCAAGUAAGGAUUCCAUGUCAGAUAAUGACAAAGAGGAUCCUGAUCCUUGCUCUUUAAAGAACGACUCUCCCUUGCAGAAUCUUCCUUUAAAUGUUAACGAAAAGUUUAAUCCAUCCUCUUCCAUGGAUACUGAACCAUUGCAGAAUCGUCCGGUAAAUGUCAAUGAAGAUUUUGAUCCUUCGUCUACUGUGGAAACCAAAUCAUUGCGGAAUAUUUCUCUAAAUAUCGAUGGUCAGUUCCACCGAUCUGCUUCCAUGGAGGCUAAAUUAUUGCAGAAUCCUCCUUUAAAUGGUAAGGACCAGUUUGAUCAAUCUGCUUCCGUGGAGAAUCAACCCUUGCAGCAUCCUCCUCUAAAUAUCAAAGAGGAGCUUGAUCCAUCGGCCUCCAUAGGGAAUCAAUCUUUGCAGCAUCCUCCUUUAAAUGUCAACGAUCCAUCCUGCAUGGAGAAUCCCAACAAGAUUUUUGAUCCCUCUUCAAAUUCAAUAGAGAAUAAAUCCUCAUUGGGGAAUCGUUCUUUAAAUGAAAAUGAGGAUUUUACUCCUAUGGAUCUAAAUGCAGAAGAUAAUCCUGUUACUUCUGAAACAAGUGGCCGAUGUUCCAUUCCUAACCAGCGUAUUGCACUGACAUCUGUAGCAUCUCAUACCAUGUCACACCGUGGGACUCAUAACUCUGCUACUGCUUCUAAUGCUGCUGGGGUAAUGUCAUUGUCUGGCUCAUCACUGAAGAACAUGUGGUCUUCAAUUGGAUUUCCUGAAUCUUAUCAUGCUCAUCCAACUACUUUGCAUGCUGGUUCUGGUGGACUCCGUCUCAGGCAUCCACAAGUAGUUCCAGAACAGCCAACCCAUUUAAUUGAUCUUGAGUCUGAUAUUCCUGAAGAAGACACUACCAAAGAUCUGUUAAACAGGCAUACAAGCCAUAUGCCUUUCUUCAAUCCUUAUCCAAAUAGAGACAGAAAUGAGCUGCUGCAUUCUCUAAUAAAGCGUGACAAUUUUCAUCAGGAACCAGUAAAGCAGCCUAGCUCUGAGUUCCAUCCAACUAAUGUUAUCAUGGGGUCUGCCUUCCCUAGCCACUUUCGGGAGCCGUUGCAGCCACCUUUUGGAUUGGAUCAUCAUAGGCAUAAAGCACAGAGUGAGCUAUAUAUGCAUCAGAACAUUCAGGAUAGAAUUUACUCUGAUAACAAUAGGUAUUCUGUUCAAGGGCCACAAAAUUUUCCAACCCUGAACGCGAGAGAUUGGAGUAAUUCCCGUAUUUCAAACCCAAGUCUGCCUCCUCAAUUGGGUUCUGGGGAAAUGUUAAAUCAAAGCUGGUAUGGUAACGAAAGCAGAGCUCAUGGUGGCUGGUCAACGACAACGUCGGAUGCUACAGUUUUCCCAGCCCCGAAUCUUGGAAGUGGUAGCAGUAACGACCAGAGCCUCUAUAGUGUACUGUCACAAUGCAAUUUGCGUCCCCGGGUCCCAUACAGCACUGUGGGGUCCACUGAGCAAAUGAUCUCACCGACAAAUUAUGGACAAGAAAUAGCUGUAGGAAUCCCCAUGACAAGCAGUGGUUUGGCGCAAACAGGCUCUCCAUUUGACUACUUGAGUGGUGGUGAAGCUUCUUCCACUACCUUGAAGAACCCCAACAUGGGGUGGAUGGGCUUGGGGCAUCAACCUUCGUCGUUACAUGAUCCUUCUGGAAAGCCAUUCUUAAAAUCUUGGAAUCAAUGAGUUGGAAGUUGGAACUGAGCUUCCAUGGAAGUACCAAGGGAGUGGAGUUUUGGCCAGUCAUAAGGAGAGAUAGGAUCAUAGGCACGCUGUACAUAUACCUAUACAACAGCUGAGACCCACACCAUGUAUAUACCUAGUUGUUAGUAGUAGGUAUCCAAGGAAAAUAUGUUACAACAGGCAAUUUCUUGUAUUUUUAUUCUGAAUUUUUUUUGUUGGAAUUUGAUGGUUAGAGGUCUGCUUGGUGUCAGACAGAUAUGUUGAGGGUAAAAUUUUCACAUAAAGGUAGAUUGCUGUAUGCAUUAGUAUCACAACUCUUCAGUAUGGCAUUCCAGCUAUGAGAAUAAAUUUCUUGCCUAUUUUACUA
Spinacia oleracea (spinach) is the source of this 3743-nucleotide messenger RNA. RefSeq lists its product as uncharacterized. The coding region runs from base 296 to 3379 and encodes 1027 amino acids. Lineage: Eukaryota; Viridiplantae; Streptophyta; Magnoliopsida; Caryophyllales; Amaranthaceae. Gene Ontology annotation, cellular component: Ino80 complex. The transcript has 10 exons. The record is from RefSeq and is a predicted model, not a curated record.